Nematostella vectensis (starlet sea anemone) is the source of this 2300-nucleotide messenger RNA. RefSeq names its product melatonin-related receptor. Gene Ontology annotation, biological process: G protein-coupled receptor signaling pathway. The coding region runs from base 389 to 1381 and encodes 330 amino acids. The transcript is spliced from 3 exons. Gene Ontology annotation, molecular function: G protein-coupled receptor activity. Gene Ontology annotation, cellular component: membrane. The record is from RefSeq and is a predicted model, not a curated record. Lineage: Eukaryota; Metazoa; Cnidaria; Anthozoa; Actiniaria; Edwardsiidae.
CCUUAAAUAACUCCUGAUAAAAGAACUUAACAGGCAGAAAUGUCCCGAGGGUGUGUACACUAAAUCGCAAUUUCUGGAAUUGAUGGGAUUUUUUGAAGAUUUUAUCAAGGGGUUUCCCUUAGCUGUGUCCCGUAAACCUACAACACAGAUCUUUACGAGAUCGUAUUUGUUCCGUUGACGCAAUGCAACUACAUAUGUAAAAUACUUAUAGUUCUUUACUUCGGGAUUACUUCAGCAAACUUUCGCUAAGUCCACCGCUAUAUAAUGAAAACUAAUUAAGACGUCAGACAGUAUAAUACAUCUUGGAGUUUGACUCAAGCAAGAAACCUGUCCAUAUAAUAUAGAAGGUAUCUCUCACAUCCGUAUAAAAGCCCCUCCUAAGAUUAUCAUGGAAUCUAGCCCAGGCUCUCUCGGUAAUAGCAUGGCACCUACUGGUACGCCGCCUGCUGUAAAUAGUUCACCGCUGACCACAGGGUUCCAGACAACAGUAAUGGUCAUCUUAACGAUCGCAGCCUUAACUGGGAAUGCUGUGGUGGGCCGAAAAAUCACCCACACUCCUCGCCUACACAGGGUGACCAGUCUGUUUACUAUGACUUUAGUCCUGGCCGAUCUGCUCAUGGCAUUACUAGUGAUGCCGCUGACAUGUUGGGUGAAUGCUGCGGCUAAAUGGGACUGUGGGAUUUUUAUGUGUCAGGUCCAAGGCCUCGCCUUUCACUUCCUAUCCUCUGUCUCACCUCUCGUGCUGGGAAUUACCGCUGCCUACCUCUGCUUGCGGCACACGAGACCGGAAAACAAGAUAUACCGCGGGGUCAAUACCACGGCGAUUUGCUUAACACUGGUGUGGAUAUCGGUUUUAAUGACCUCUCUACUACCAAUAGUAACGGGAGCGGCACAGUACGGAUUCUCGGCAAGAAGAGGAAUAUGUUUCCUAGAUGUGAAUAACAGCCUUUCAAGGGUUGCAAUAGGCUGCUUCGAAUUGAUCGUCUUUAACUUUUUACCAAUCGUGCUCAUUGCCCUCGGAUUUACGAGGUCCCUACGGACCCUCCUUCGGCUUUCCACGAUCGUAAUUCCGACUGAACACAGCAUCGGCUCCGAACUAACGAAAGAGGAAAUUGGAUUCAUUCGGAACUUUAUCGGAAACUCCGUUGCACUUGUGGUUUGCUGGAUACCUGUGGUUGUAGUCAAUAUCUUUGACACGUUUUCUUCUACCCUCCCCCGGUGGGUAUAUCUGUUGCAUACUUAUCUCUGGUUUAUAAUGAGUGCUGCUCGUCCGAUGAUAUACCUGCUGACGAUGUCUUCGGAAAGCGCUCGGGUUCCUUCCGUCCGUGUGUCGGAUAGAAGCCGAAGGCAUCGAAGCUUGAUUGACGAAGCUGAGCUGUAAUUGUAGCCGAUUGCUUUGAGUUCUAGAAACAAAGGCGCUACUGUUGUUUGCUUUUAGGCUCAAAUGCAAAUGAUUGCUGCUGACUAUUAAGAUAAUUUUUCGACAGAAUAUCAAGCAAUUUCCAUCAAUGGGCGUCAAAAAUAUUGUACAAGGAAAUUUGAAAAUUCUACAGCUAUAGUUUGUUGUUUUUAAAAUUGUCAGUAAUCAUGUGUGGUAUAUCGAAUGAGAUAAUCUAUAUUGGAAGCUGUUAACAUUGUUUUGACUUCUCAAAAAGGCACGCUUUUGUAUAUCAUUCCAUUAAACUCGAGAGGCUUUCAGGGCGGCAGACGGGGAGGCGCCUACCCUCCCUCCCCCCCCCCCCCCCCCCCUACUUUUCUGAUCGGAUGUUUUUCAUUCCCCCGAUGAUAGAAAAGUGGAAGAUAAGACCGUUAGUGGGCGAAAUAGCCAAAGUGACUGUGAUAUUUCUUCCAAUUUGACCACAUACUUGGCGGUACGCCCUCUCUCCCCUCUUCCCCGCGUUCGAGGGGUUUCUUGGCGGCAUUUCUCAUACAAACGUUUUCUGUUUUUCUAUAGCGAACGAGUGAGUAUAAAUGUUUUUGCUUUUAUAAACCCUUCACAAAAAGUGUUGUUUGUUUGUCUUGUUUUUUUGUUAAAAAUUAUUUUUAGUUCUAUAUUUAUCUUAAUUUUAGGAGCCCACUGUUUAAAGAAAAGAGAAAAUAGUAACUCUAAUUAAAUUUAAUUUUUCCUUGUUGUUUGGUUUAAAUUGGAUAAAUGGUUGUCAAACCACAUUGAUGAAUGUCACAUUGAAGAACAUGAUUGUCUGAAAAGACUUAUUGAUUGUCUUUGUUUAUGUUAAAAGCACUAAUGAAUUUUCUAUUUUUUAUAACUGAUUGUCAAUAAACGCUACUGAUUGUCCAAA